Lampris incognitus (smalleye Pacific opah) is the source of this 5771-nucleotide messenger RNA. It is a transcript of the gene tbc1d2b, whose product is annotated as TBC1 domain family, member 2B. The coding region runs from base 186 to 3080 and encodes 964 amino acids. The transcript is spliced from 13 exons. Lineage: Eukaryota; Metazoa; Chordata; Actinopteri; Lampriformes; Lampridae. The record is from RefSeq and is a predicted model, not a curated record.
CCAAUCAGAUGCAGAGGAGGGCGGGUCUUUUCGCGAGCCACCGCUCCCUAAAAAACGCUCGCUAUUAAAAAAAACAAAAACAAACUACAAUUCCCGUGAUCCCCCGCGCCCGAGAAGCCAGCGGUCAUGCGGGUGGAAACAGAAGUGUGCAUCCGCCGCAGCGCAAGAAGAAAGUUGGACGGAAGAUGAGCGGGGAGGAUGGCGGCGAAGCGAAUGCCCCCGCGGCUCCGCGGCCCCCGGCCUCGGCGUCGCUGGACGAGGCCGAGGCCGAGGCGGCGAGGGACGAGAGCCCCAGACUGUGCGGCCACCUGAGCAAACUCGCCGGCAAAGGACCUCUGAGGGGAUACAAGCAGAGGUGGUUCGUGUACGACCCGAGGACGUGCUGUCUGUAUUACUUCAAGACGCCCCAGGACGGGCUGCCGCUCGGGCACAUCGAAAUAAGCGACGCGUCCUUCAGCUAUGACGUGGAGGGGGAGGAGGGCCAGUUUGAGAUCCACACCGCGGGCAAGGAGUUCCUUCUGAAGGCUCCCAAUAGGCAGGUGAUGCAUUACUGGCUCCAGCAGUUACAGCAGAAGCGCUGGGAGUACAGCAACACACGAGGCCAGAGAGACAGCUGGAGCUCUCCGAUCCUGCCGUACCCUCACACGGGCCUGGUCGCCAAAGACAAUGAUACCUUCCUGUUUGAAAAGCCUAGCGAGAGCAUGGAGAAGGUUCGCAGCGACUUCGCCAUGGAGACAGAAACAGAUGGCGGGGGCAUGGUGGGGAUGCAGUCUGCCAGAGGGCCCUCUGGCUUGUCCACCAAUCCCCUAAACUUCUCCCUGAAAAACUGGGGCACAGAACUCAGGAAUUCCAUGUCUCAUCUGCGACAAGGGCGAGGCGGUGAAAGCAGACGGAGUGUGUUUUACACCAGCAACAGUUCAGAGGAGUGGGAAUUGGUGGAUCCUCCUCCAAAAGACAUACCCGAACUGAAACCUCAACCAGACACACACAGACAUUCCAUUGGGUCAGCAUUCACGUUCGAUUUUGGACGCAGUUCUUCGCGGGCAAAGAGGCCCUUCCUCAAAGAUAUGAUGAUGAGCGGCGGUAAAUUUACUCGUAGUGCUGAGAACCACAGCACCAGCGAUGGCGCCCCGGUGGAGGGUUACGGCAGCAAACCCAUGGAGAUGCAACUUCGUCUCCAGAGUCAGCAGGAGGAGCUCAGCCGCAUGCAGCAGGAAAAGGCCAAACUUCAAGAGGAGCUGGCCACUCAGAAGGAGCUGGUUAGACUACUGCAGCAGACUCUUAGGACGUCCCAAUGUGAUAGAGGCCCAGUGAGCCGCACAGCCCCACCUUCAGAUUCAUCCACAACUCCAGGCCAGGAAGAGCUUCCCCAGAUGGAGGCCCUUCUCCAAGAUAAGGACGGACAGAUCCAAGCCCUAUGUGGGCACAUGGAGCGUCUAGCCUUGGAGAAGGAGAGCCUGCAGCAGGAGCUGAAGGGCCUGAAGAUCAAGGUUGGCGAGAUUAAUGACCAGCUGGGCAUGCUGAUGGAGACCAUUCAGGCUAAGGAUGAAAUCAUCAUUAAACUGAACCAACAGAGCUCAGAGAAUAAUGAAAAUCCAAAUGGUCACAGUUCACCGGCCUAUAGUAAGGAGCAACAGGAGGUGAACAAUCUUAAGGACAGUCUUCAAGGUUACAAAUCUCAGAACAAGUUCCUGAACAAAGAAAUUCUGGAGCUGACAGAGUUACGCAGAAAUGCUGAAUGCCGAGAGAAAGCUCUAGAGGCCAAGCACACGGCCUUGGUCGCCAAGCUGUGUCAGGUGGAGAGUAAGUACUUGGUGCUGCUGCAGGAGAUGAAGUCCCCCGUGUGCUCCGCGUCAGAGCAGAGCCCAGCCCGCGAGGUCAUCUCCAGAUUAGUGGAGGACGCGCUGCAGGCGGAGAGCACCGACCAUCACGACCAUCCUAUUUUCAAACCUCAUACUGUCAGCGAGUAUGACAUAUAUGGCUUCAAGACGGUCCCCGAGGAGGAGGAAGAGGAGGAGAAGCUGGACGCGAAGGUGAGAGCCCUGGAGCUCAAGUCUCUGUCCAUGACGAACCAGGAGGUGUCUGUUGGCGUGAAGUGGGAGAACUACCGCGCCAGCACAAUGAACAGGGACCUGAUGCGCUCCCCGGAGCUCAAGGCCCUGAUGCGGAGCGGCGUGCCCCAUGCCCACCGCUCCAAGGUGUGGCACUGGUGUGUCAACUUCCAUGUGAAGAAGUUCCGGGACCAGUUGGCGCCGGACUAUUAUGAAACUCUGUUGAAUGUUGCCCGGGAGAAACCCAAUCCGGCCUCCAAACAGAUCGAACUAGACUUGCUGCGCACGUUGCCCAACAACAAGCAUUAUGCCUCCCCGAGUGCAGAGGGCAUCCAGAAGCUAAGGAAUGUGCUUAUGGCUUUCUCCUGGAGGAACCCAGAUAUUGGCUACUGCCAAGGACUAAACAGACUGGCAGCCAUUGCCUUGCUCUACCUAGACCAAGAGGAUGCCUUCUGGUGCCUCAUAGCCAUUGUGGAGGUGUUCAUGCCGAGAGACUAUUACACCAAGACUCUGCUGGGCUCACAGGUUGACCAGCGUGUGUUCAAGGACUUGAUGAGUGACAAGCUGCCCCGGCUUCAUGCCCACUUUGAGCAGAACAAUGUAGACUUCUCCCUCAUCACCUUCAACUGGUUCCUGGUGGUGUUUGUGGACAGCGUGGUCAGCGACAUCCUCUUCAAGAUUUGGGAUGCCUUCCUGUACGAGGGACCCAAGAUCAUAUUUCGCUUCGCCCUUGCCCUCUUCAAGUACAAAGAGGAGGAGUUUUUGAAGUUACAGGACUCCACCGCCAUAUUCAAAUACCUUAGAUAUUUCACCCGCACAAUCCUGGAUUCAAGGAAACUAAUGAACAUCGCCUUCGUCGACAUGAACCCUUUUCCCCUGAGGCAGAUCCAGAGCCGACGCGCCUUCCACCUUGAGAAGGUCCGUCUUGAGUUGACUGAGCUUGAGGCAAUACGGCAAACCUUCCUCAGGGAGAGAGAAACGAGUCACGAUGGACGGACCUUUGUCAGCGAUGACGAGGAAGAUAACUGACCUUGAUCUCACCAGAUCCUCCAGACUGUUUUGGUACAUAGACCAAACACAAAAAGGUCAACUUACAUAGAUCAGUGUUCCGGUCGCUCUCGGGCACUUCCCAUGCAAAGCAUGAUGUGGUCUAUGUCCUCCCAGCUGGAACGAUCAACCUUGUGCUGUAUGGUUUUCAAAGACCAAAACAUUGUAGGUCGAACAGCCUUUCUAUCAGUAUUCCUGCCAUUUUUUGCAAAUGCCUUAAUUGCUGUGUGCAUGAGUGUUAAGGUGAUGGGCUGAAUACCGAGCUUGUCCCAUGGAUCUCCAACCCACUUUGCUAGGCUAAGCCUUCACAGUUUGAAUGUGUUUUGAAGACGUGGCUGUUAUCCCAAAUGGUAAGUCAUGUUUGUGCCUCUUGAGGAAAUUGUAUUAUUUUUUAACUUUUGUCUAAAUUGAGUAGACUUUUUUUUUUUUCUUUUUUUUUUUGCUUUGUCACAACCUCAUUUUUUACAAUAUGAAUCUCCUAAAAUUGUUUACCUGUUUACGCAUGCUCCAUAGUCCAGGUAAGGAAAUCACAGGACGCUGAAUCGGUUCAUCCGGGACGCAGCGGUUACUGGGAGAAACGUUUCGCCAGUCUCAGCGGAAGGGUGGGGAGACCUGGAGUCAGUUGAGACCGACGAGCGAUGAAACGGUUCUCUCAACGUUGUGUCCAGAUGAACCGGUUCACCUUUCUGUGUUUACCUGCGUCACUUUUGGCUUCGCUCCUUCUGACAUUCCUACACAACUCCCCGUUUUAUCUGUUAUUCCUGUGUCUUAUACUUGAAUCAAUUUGCAUGAAUAUAAGUUCGCUGAAUUUUAUUAAUGGGUAGUUCUAGACUUCCGGAGUGCUGAUGAGGUGGGGUCAGAAGAUGCACAAAGAUGUACUCUGUAGACCGCAAUAAGAUCGGUAGCAUAAUCUUCCUCUAUCACACCACCUGUGAUUUGGCGGUAUUGCAAAUUUCGGGGGGAAGGUCCGAGGCUGUAUUUCUUCAUCUCAGGAGUCAGGUCACUUCUCUUGGUUAUCUUGUUCCUCAGUCUGCAAUCCCUGUGUUCAGACGGGUGCUUUAGUGAAGCAGCAAGGGAGUUUUACAAGUGUGGUGUUGAUGGUCGCAGGUUGCACCGAGGUUGUUAUUGACUUGAGAUUUUGGGAGCCAAUGUAAUGCCUGCUGCAAAUCAUAUCACUGAACCGGGUGGAACAAGCCGCUAUACAAUACAGCAGAACAUCAUACGCCUCCCUCAAAAGGAAAAAAAAAAAAAGAGAAAAUUCUCUGUUUUAAGCAAAUUAAUGCUUUUUGCUCCAACUUCCAGCUCUGUUCCUCUGUGUUUUUUCGGAAGUAUCCCCUCACUCUGAACCUGAUUUUCAGUUUUAUUGUGUAUCCUUGGUGUUUUAUUCGCCUCAGCUGAUUGAUGAGUACUUUUGAGCCCCGUCUUAAAUUCUGCGGUAGGUGCAGAUCUCCUCCUCAGAGUGGCAGUAUAACCUUCUUCAAUCAGUCGAAACGCUCACACGCUCCCACAGGGACCUUCACUAUGUACACAGGGGGCCGGUUUCAAUGUUGAAUAUCCUGUCCUCCUCUUCUUCUUCUUCUUCUUUCAGCUUGUUCCCUGUUUUUCAGGGGUCGACGUUGAAUAUACUGUGAUACUGUUUAAAUCGCUCAGUAAAUGACCUGAAUGUCAGACUUGACUGGUCAUCGUGAUUGCUGUCUAUAAAUGGAAAUAUGAUUUGUGUAACUUCUAAUAAGGGGAAUAUAUAUAUAUGAGGGCGUUUCUUGGCGUGUUCAGGAGCGGUCUGUCUCCGCCGUAGACGUCGGAGCGUUAUCUCGGUACUAAAGAAAACGCCACUCACCGGGUUGGCGUCGUUGCGCGUCUCUUUACUCCUGUCAUCCUUAUCGAGUCAGUCAUCGCUUAUCAUUUUGUGGCCCGUAAUGAAAACGUUCACAAGUUGACCGUAAUGUUCAGUCGGUAGAGAUAGUUGGGUGCUGGUUUGUCAAGGAUGGACGUUAUUUGCCUGGAUGAGAAUCUGUCGUGAGCGUGUGCGUCCCCGCUCCUAUCUGUUCACUGCACUAUUUGGCCACAGAUCGCUCUUGCAAUUAACCUUUAGUGGGACCCACCCCCACCCCCCGCCCCCAGACGGUGAGUUUUAAGUUUACUUUGCCUCGGAGAGCAGGACUCUCGAGAGAGCGAGGCUUUCCAGGAUGGACACGCUGUAAUGUGGUGAAAUGAUUCCUGUUCCUCUGGUUUUUACUUUGUUUUUCCUCACAUGUUUACUUUGUCUAAGAAGGGUUCACAUAUUAUGUAUAUAUCUUCAUAGCUUACUUGAAUACAUAACCUCCAUUUUUAAGGCUGUUAUUUUGCAUGCUGAAAUCAAGUUUUUUUUUGUUGUUUUCCAUCAUAUUACUAGCUUAUUUCAUUCCUUGUAUUACAUAAGCUAGAUAAAAAUUCCCUUUUUUGCUCUUUACAGCAAUAUAUUGCACAAAUGUAGUGCCACGAUGACAACCUUUCACAAUGCUACAGGGGCACUUAGAUUACAUAUGGAAAUCUUUUCUAUAUCAUAUUUUCAAUGGUUAACCUGCAUCAGUGUUUGUUUGAAAAAAAAAUGCUUUGAUGGUAUAAACUCCAGCGUACGCAAUUCAUAUGGAUUUUUUUUUUCCAGUUACAAGAAAAACUGAAUAAACUUUGUUG